AUGUCUCUCGAAGACCAGGAAAGGUUCAAGUUUGGCGAGAUGAUGAUUGGAAUCUUUUGUGUUGUGGGAAUAUGUCUGGUCAAGAUAUCCGUCGGCUUCUUCCUCAGGCGCUUUCUUCAGACCCGGUUCCUGAAGCGCCUCGUGCUCGGAUUUAUCAUUUUCAUUUCGAUCUACCUGGUGUACUCCAUUCUUACCUUUGUUAUGAUGUGUACACCAACGAGAUCGUACUGGGAUAGCAAUGUGUCCGGUACUUGCUGGAGCGCCAGGACAUUGAGUAUCGUGGGGAACUUGAAUGCUGCUAUCAACAUUACCACCGAUUUCUUCACGUGGCUCUUACCCAUCUGGGUGAUCAUGAAGCUGCAGCUCAAGCGCAAGACAAAGAUGACCUUGAUGGUUAUCAUGAGCCUCGGUCUAUUUGCCGUCAUCGCAUCUGUGUUGCGUGUCUUCCUCGGCAGCGCCUGGGAGUGGUCUACUGAUCUGUACAUAUGGUUAAACGUCGAAGUCGACACCGCUAUUCUCGCCGCCUCAUUACCUUGCCUUCGCCCUAUCUUCCGACGUUUCCUCGGCUCUACCAACGAGCCAAGCUACCCACAAGGCCCAAGCCACUACGGAAACCGAACUGCCGGCACAAGGAGCGGCUACGCAAGGCAAGACGACAGCAUAGCUCUCACCUCCGUCUCGCACAAGGGCGACUCCUUCAAAACUUUUGCCAAGAAGGAGGAGACAUAUAACGCAAAGGUGACGAGCAACACAUCUACCGUCUCGCGCGGUGGCGUAGGGAGAGACAAUGAUAGUGAGGAGGCUAUCUUGUCGCCGCAUGGGAUCACCAAGACGCUGGAGACUACGGUUUUUGUGUCAAAUGUUUGA
Cryphonectria parasitica EP155 is the source of this 867-nucleotide messenger RNA. RefSeq lists its product as uncharacterized. Lineage: Eukaryota; Fungi; Ascomycota; Sordariomycetes; Diaporthales; Cryphonectriaceae. Bases 1 to 867 code for a protein of 288 amino acids. The transcript is spliced from 5 exons. The record is from RefSeq and is a predicted model, not a curated record.